Chlamydomonas reinhardtii is the source of this 1882-nucleotide messenger RNA. RefSeq lists its product as uncharacterized. Gene Ontology annotation, cellular component: proteasome regulatory particle, base subcomplex. The transcript has 3 exons. Gene Ontology annotation, biological process: proteasome-mediated ubiquitin-dependent protein catabolic process. Bases 117 to 1403 code for a protein of 428 amino acids. The record is from RefSeq and is a predicted model, not a curated record. Gene Ontology annotation, molecular function: ATP binding; proteasome-activating activity; ATP hydrolysis activity. Lineage: Eukaryota; Viridiplantae; Chlorophyta; Chlorophyceae; Chlamydomonadales; Chlamydomonadaceae.
GGGGUCGUCGCAUGCGCGUCGCUCGGGCUUCCCAGCAGCGCGGGUUCACCACACGCGACGGCCUGUCACAUACUUCGUUUUAAAUGCCGAAGGCUUGACUUACCACACGCACAAAGAUGGCGACGAUAGACAAAGAAAUUUUCGACGACUCAACUGAGGAUGCCCUGCCUGAGGAGUUUUCCUAUAUGAGCGCAGAGGCUAUCCAGCAACGUGUGCGUCUCCUGGACAAUGAGCUUCGCGUGCUAAAAGACGAGAGCACCCGCCUUACGUUAGAGCAGGACGGUCUGAAGGAGAAAAUUAAGGAGAACAAGGAGAAGAUCAAGCUCAACAACCAGCUGCCAUACCUGGUUGGCAAUAUCGUGGAGGUGCUGGACAUUAAGCCAGAGGAGGACGAGGAGGAGGACGGGUCGACUGUAGAUCUCGAUGCUCAGCGUCGCGGGAAGUGCGUGGUGCUCAAAACCUCAACCCGCCAAACCAUUUUCCUGCCGGUAGUUGGCCUGGUGGACGCAAACACGCUCAAGCCGGGUGACCUGGUGGGCGUGAACAAGGACAGCUACCUGGUGCUGGACACCCUCCCUGCGGAGUAUGACUCCCGCGUGAAGGCGAUGGAGGUGGACGAGAAGCCCACGGAGGACUACUCGGACGUGGGCGGUCUGGAUAAGCAGAUUCAGGAGCUGGUGGAGGCUAUCGUGCUGCCCAUCCAGCACAAGGACCGCUUCACCAAGCUGGGCAUCAAGCCGCCAAAGGGCGUGCUGUGCUACGGCCCUCCCGGCACGGGCAAGACGCUCAUUGCGCGUGCGGUGGCGGCGCAGACAAAUGCCACCUUCCUGAAGCUGGCGGGGCCACAGCUGGUCCAGAUGUUCAUCGGUGACGGCGCCAAGAUGGUGCGCGACGCGUUCGCGCUGGCCAAGGAGAAGUCGCCCUGCAUCAUCUUCAUUGAUGAGAUUGACGCCAUCGGCACCAAGCGCUUCGACUCCGAGCUGUCGGGAGACCGCGAGGUCCAGCGCACCAUGCUGGAGCUGCUCAACCAGCUGGACGGCUUCAGCAGCAACGACGACGUCAAGGUCAUUGCCGCCACCAACCGCGCCGAUAUCCUGGACCCCGCGCUCAUGCGCUCCGGCCGCCUGGACCGCAAGAUCGAGUUCCCGCACCCCAACGAGGACGCGCGCGCCAAGAUCCUGCGCAUCCACAGUCGCAAGAUGAACGUGGCGGCGGACGUUAACUAUGAGGAGCUGGGGCGGAGCACGGACGACUUCAACGCGGCGCAGCUGAAGGCCGUGUGCGUGGAGGCGGGCAUGCUGGCGCUGCGGCGAGACGGCACGGAGGUGACGCACGAGGACUUUGUGGAGGGCAUCACGCAGGUGCAGGCCAAGAAGAAGGCCAACCUGCAGUACUAUGCGUAAAGCGGCGUCGGCGGAGGUGGAGGAGGCGGCGGAGGCGGGCAGACGGGGAGGACGGUUUGUGGGCGUGUACGAGGUGGCGGAUGGAGGAGAUGGACUGAUGGCGGCAUGGGGGUAUACAUGUGUUAGGAUGUAGGGAUAUGCCGCCAGUAGGACAGGGAUUUGUAGAGCAGGUACAGGUGGUUGGCUUGCAGGUUGGCAGCUAGUGAUGUCUGCAGGUCGCAUGGGGAUAGCGGGUAGACGUGGUAACGCAUGCGUCAGUCCAUGAACCGCAGCCAAGUUGACAGUGUGGCGUAACGGUGUGUCGAAGGUCGCGGAUUCCUCCAGGGAACAAGACCUGUUAUUGCGCGGCCGACCCGCUGUAUGUCGAUAUUCACUGGACCUCGAUUGACACGACAUUGACUCAAUGAACCUUACACAACCAAGGGCUCACCCGCAAUGGAGGGCGAUACCCCGAGCAUGAGGAACUGUAAACUGCACCC